Molecule: messenger RNA, 1353 nt
Organism: Fusarium keratoplasticum
Lineage: Eukaryota; Fungi; Ascomycota; Sordariomycetes; Hypocreales; Nectriaceae
Product: HET domain-containing protein
Exons: 1
Coding region: 1-1353 (450 amino acids)
Source: RefSeq, a predicted model, not a curated record
AUGCCGAAAACCAUUAAGGAUGCCAUGACGGCAACUCGAGCUCUGGGAUUCAGAUACCUCUGGGUGGAUCGGUAUUGUAUCAACCAGACCUGUCAAGAGGAGGUUGUAGAACAAGUCCACAAGAUGGAUCUUAUCUAUAACCAUGCAGAGCUGACAAUCAUCGCCGCUGCCGGACAGAAUGCCAAUCAUGGCCUCCCUGGCGUGUCUCGUAGAGAGGUGGGCCAGCCAUCUGCGAGAAUAGGAAGGCAUUCCCUGGUGUCGUCAAUGGGGGAUCCUCGUUUGGUUAUCGAGCAGUCUACAUGGAACCAAAGAGGUUGGACAUACCAAGAAGGGCUGCUCUCCCGAAGACGGGUGGUUUUUACACCAAACCAAGUCUACUUUGAGUGCUGCGGAAUGUACUGCUUUGAAGCACUGAACCUUCCAUUGCCGGCAUUACAUGUCCAGGACUCUAGCCGCUUCAAGGCUUCGUUUUGUGACGGAGUGAACUUGGGAAUGUUCCCUCGGCAGCUCGGGCGCACAGAGUGGGAGGUCAUGCAGAGUAUCACCCAGUACAGCGCCAAGUCAUUGAGCGACCCCUCAGAUAUCUUGAAUGGGGUUUCAGGGGUAUUGCGAGCGUUGAAGCAGAGCCCACACAAGAUUCGGCACUGCAAAGGCGUCCCUUUCCUCCCUCGGCCACCCAAACCAUCAGGUAUCGAGCAAAAGAGAGCCCAAGAAAUUUACGACGCCUACAAGUGGUCUCCAACUGUGGGCUUCUGCGCCGGACUCUGCUGGAUCGUCACCAAGACUUUGAAGCGGCGAAAUGGCUUCCCAAGUUGGUCAUGGACAGGCUGGAAUGGUGAAAUCGACUCGGCGUUCACGGAGAGGGAGUGGAGGCAGCUCAAAAGCACCUUGGAUAUCCAAUUCAAAGUCCAGCUCGAAUGUGGCGAGGAGUGUGGCUUGGAUGAGUAUUUUCACCAGUGCAUCAAUCACGAUGUGGCCAUCUCAGACACUCUCCUCGUCUCUGGUUUGGUCACACCAGUUCAGCUUACCAGUAGUCUGUUGAGUUCGAGUUAUUCCCAAUUGCGUGGCUUCACAGAAACUACGGCUAAUGCCGUAUCUUUGACUAAGAAUGGAAAACUAUUAGACUGGGACUUCACUGUCACGGACGAAGAUCUAGAUGUCCAGACUUUGGGGGCAUGUUUGGCCAUCGAACUUGCUCGGGGAGCAACCUUAUUCCACAAUCGUUUUUUGAUAGUUGUUACUGAAACAGAACGAGGGAGCUAUCGACGAAUUGGUUUCGCUGAGAGAAGGGGUGCGGGACAAUUCCAGGUUCCAGAGUUUGCCAAGACACGGAUGAACCUGCAACUUGAAUGA